GAGAAGGCAGGGCACGAACCCGCAGAACUAGUGAGAGCACAGAGGAUGCCAUGUGUGCAGGUCCCAGGCUGGCCGCCCGGAGGUGCCACCACCACUCCACAAGUCUUCUGUGUGACCCCCUCACCAUGACGACCCCCUCAUAAACUCCACUUCUAGCAACUGGCCAACAUUUGGAAAGAGCCAUCCAGGACUUGCUGUGGAGUUCUCAGACCGCUGGAGAUGUCUAAGCCGGUGGACCAUGUGAAGAGACCUAUGAACGCUUUCAUGGUGUGGUCCAGAGCUCAGAGGAGGAAAAUGGCCCAGGAGAACCCCAAAAUGCACAACUCGGAAAUCAGCAAGAGGCUGGGGGCAGAAUGGAAGCUGCUGACGGAGUCGGAGAAGAGACCCUUCAUAGACGAGGCCAAGAGGCUGCGAGCCAUGCACAUGAAGGAGCACCCGGACUACAAGUACCGGCCCCGCAGGAAGCCCAAGACUCUGCUCAAGAAGGACAAGUUUGCUUUCCCUAUGCCGUACAGCCUGGCCGGGGACCAUGAGGGGCUGAAGGCUGUCGGUAUACACGGUGCCGGGGUACUUACUGACUCUUUGCUCUCCAACCCUGAGAAGGCGGCUGCAGCGGCGGCGGCGGCGGCCGCGCGCGUCUUCUUCCCCCCCUCAGCAGCGGCUGCGGCGGCGGCCUCCAGUCACUACUCCCUAUUUGACCUGAGCUCCAAGAUGGCAGAGAUCACAUCCAGCUCUUCCUCCCUCCCUUAUGCUUCAUCUAUCGGAUACCCACAGUCCAGCGGAGGGGGCUUCCCGGGGGUGGCAGCGGCGGCAGCUGCGGCAGCGGCUGCCAGUGGUGGGCACACUCACUCUCACCCCUCUCCUGGAAACCCCGGCUACAUGAUCCCCUGUAACUGCACGGGGUGGCCCAGUCACGGACUGCAGCCCCCCUUAGCCUACAUCCUCUUCCCAGGAAUGGGGAAACCUCAGUUGGACCCUUACCCUGCCACAGCUUAUGCAGCAGCAUUAUGACAGCAUGGCAGCCCUUGGCAGGGCACCGUCACCUCGGCACCCAGGUGUCACUCCAUGUGGGACAUAUGAACUCGCUCCUGGGAAGUCCUGUGUGUGGAAUUUCUAGCGCUCAUGCACCAUGGUUGGGUAUUUGUCUUUUUCUAUGCUGUGAAAAUAUGGAAAUAUGUGAGCAUUUGUGAUGAUGGCACAGGUCAUCUGUGGUACCGACUGUGCAUACCAUGCUCCUUCAGUGUGGAGGUGCUUGUGGUCAUCAAAGUCCUAUGCAAGUCCCUCUACUACUGAAUCGGUGGGGAGAAGGUCGCCCCAACAAGCAAAGAACAUUUCAGAAGUCACCUUUUGCCUCUUUCUGCACUUGUAAGAUGAAAUGGACUCCAUGAUCUUCCCCUGCAUGCACUUGCUGGACGCUCAAGAAAGCUUUUUUUUUUUGGAGUUGGGAUGUUGUACCUCCAUAAAAAAUAAUGGUACCCCUGCCUUGGUGCAGAGCUAUCUAUGAGUAGAGAAGGAUCGUCUAACGAUGCUCUGACCUGUCAUAGGUACUUACCUACCUAGGUCACACUGGAAAGCAGGGUCUUGAAGAUAAGUGUAUAUGUGUACAUUGAAAACGCUAGGUCUGUAAAGAAAACUUGCUGCUCACUAAUAAUUCCGAGUCUAAAUUCUAGAAAAGAUAAACUAUAUGUGACUCUUAAAUUCGUUUCUCUAUGUUCCAGACAUUUAUAUUUAUUCUUUAGAAGAGUAUAAAGUGUUUGCCCCCAGACGGUCUAAAGGUGGAGUCUCCAUCUCUGAUUUCUUGGUGGCCCAGAAGGUCCAUUUCUGUAGUAGCUUACAGUAGACCAUGGAGUCUCAUCCAGUCACUUCUUUAGUUCUGGUUUCUUUUUGUAAGGUGUACAACUUGACUAAUAUUUGUGAAUGGA
Bufo bufo (common toad) is the source of this 1922-nucleotide messenger RNA. RefSeq names its product SRY-box transcription factor 21 (gene SOX21). The record is from RefSeq and is a predicted model, not a curated record. Gene Ontology annotation, molecular function: DNA-binding transcription factor activity, RNA polymerase II-specific; RNA polymerase II cis-regulatory region sequence-specific DNA binding. The coding region runs from base 220 to 1011 and encodes 263 amino acids. Gene Ontology annotation, biological process: anatomical structure morphogenesis; cell differentiation; regulation of DNA-templated transcription. NCBI's taxonomy places the organism in Eukaryota, Metazoa, Chordata, Amphibia, Anura, Bufonidae. The transcript is spliced from 2 exons.